Messenger RNA from Entamoeba dispar SAW760, 957 nucleotides. RefSeq lists its product as uncharacterized. The coding region runs from base 1 to 957 and encodes 318 amino acids. The transcript has a single exon. NCBI's taxonomy places the organism in Eukaryota, Evosea, Mastigamoebida, Endamoebidae. The record is from RefSeq and is a predicted model, not a curated record.
AUGAAUGAACCAGUGUUAGUUAGUUUUGAAAUACCAAAAACUCUACAAAUAAUCAAUGGAAAGAAUAUUUUCAAGAAAGAUAUUAAUAAAUUUAUUAUUCCAUCUUCAAUUACUAAAUUAGGAGAAUAUUGUUUUUAUCAAUGUUCAUCAUUAACUUCAAUUAACAUACCAUCAUCAAUUAAUGAAAUAGGGUAUUAUUGUUUUUAUGAAUGCUGUUCAUUAAUAUCAAUUAAUAUACCAUCAACAAUAAGUAAAUUAGGAAUUUGUUGUUUUAAAGAAUGUUAUUCAUUAAAAUCAAUUAACAUACCAGCAUCUGUGAGUGAAAUAGGAGAUUAUUGUUUUUAUGAAUGUUCAUCAUUGACAUCGGUGAGUGUAGACAAUCUACAAUUUGUAAGUAAAGAAAGAAUAUUUAUGAAUGAACCAGUGUUAGUUAGUAUUAAAAUACCAGAUAAUCUAGAAAUAAUCAAUGGAAAGAAUAUUGAAAAGAAAGAUACUAAUGAAUUUAUUAUUCCAUCAUCAAUUACUAAGUUAGGUGAUUGGUGUUUUAAUAAAUGUUCAUCAUUAAAAUCAAUUCAUAUACCAACAUCAAUUAGUGAAAUAGGAGAUUGGUGUUUUAAUGAAUGUUCAUCAUUAACAUCAAUUAAUAUUCCAUCAUCAAUUAGUAAAUUAGGAGAUGAAUGUUUUAAUUAUUGUUUAUCAUUAAAAUCAAUUAAUAUACCAUCAUCAAUUAUUAAAUUAGGUGAUGAUUGUUUUAGAGAAUGUUCAUCAUUGACAUCAAUUAACAUACCAUCAUCAAUUAAUGAAAUAGGAUAUAAUUGUUUUCAAGGAUGUUCAUCAUUAAAAUCAAUUAAUAUUCCAUCAACAAUUACAUCAUUUGGAAAUGGAUGUUUUUACAGAUGUAGAUGUGAAAAAGAAUUAAAGAAAAAUAAAAGAAUACCAAGAAAAUGUUUUAAAUGA